GAGAGCCGGCCGCACGACCACCAGGAUGGGGUUGAUUAGUUACGUCUGUCGUCAGGGUGAAAGGUCAGGGGGCGGUGUGGUCGGCCGGGGCCGAGACGGAUCCGCGGCGAUCCUCCAGCCUCUGCUGUGAGCUUACACUGGAUCUCGAGUUUGUGUGUGUGUGUUUGUUCGGGAGAUGGCGCAGGCUGCGCGGCCGGUCCUGAGCCUGGGCCUGGGCCUGGGCCUGUGUCGGGGUCCGGUGCCGGUGGCGCUCCGCUCGCUGGGACUCAGGGGGAUUUGUAGACCCCGCUCCAACAGGCAGGCUCAACCUCUGCAAAGCCAGCCGCCCCGCCGGCCCGUCAGAGCGCCGUGUACAGAACCAGACCUGAAUAGUUUUGCCUUACGGACCCAUACUUGUGGAGAGCUGUGUACUGCUCACAUUGGUCAAGAGGUCAGACUCUGUGGCUGGGUUCAGUAUCAGAGACAGGGUAUCUUUAUUGUGCUGAGAGAUUUUGAUGGGUUAACACAGAUUGUUAUACCCCAGGAGAAGUCUGCUGCAGACCUCAAGAAGAUAUUGAGCGAACUUCCUCUGGAAUCUGUAAUUGCUGUCACUGGAACAGUGAUUCCCCGACCACCAGGACAAGCGAAUUUGGAGAUGCCAACAGGAAAAAUUGAAGUGCGAAUGCAGAAUGCUGAGAUUCUCAACAAAUGUAGGAAACUGCCUUUUGAAAUUAAGGAGCUUGUAAAGAAAUCAGAAGCACUGCGCAUGCAAUACCGCUACCUGGAUCUGAGGAGUUCCCAGAUGCAGUAUAGCUUGCGACUGCGGUCCCAGAUGGUAAUGAAGAUGAGAGAGUAUCUCUGUAAUUUACAUGGUUUUGUCGAUGUGGAGACUCCAACAUUAUUUAAGAAAACUCCUGGUGGAGCCAAGGAAUUUGUGGUGCCCUCAUUGGAGCCAGGGAAAUUUUACUGCCUCCCACAGAGUCCUCAACAAUUCAAGCAGCUUCUGAUGAUAGGAGGGCUGGACAGGUACUUCCAAGUGGCUCGCUGUUAUAGAGAUGAGGGAUCAAAGCCAGACCGACAACCUGAAUUUACCCAGAUCGACAUUGAGAUGUCCUUUAUAGACCAGGCAAGGAUACGGAAGCUGAUAGAAGGGCUGAUAGAAUAUUCCUGGCCAGAGGAGAAAGGAGAUAUUGACAUCCCUUUCCCAUCAAUGACUUACGCAGACGCCAUGGACAGUUAUGGCGUUGACAAACCUGAUACUCGUUUUGGAAUGAAGAUCGUUGAUGUUAGUGAAAUGUUCAGAAAUACAGAGAUUUCCUUCCUGCGUAAUGCACUUUCCCAUCCACGUGGUUCAGUGCGGAUGAUCUCAGUUGCUGAUGGAGUGAAAUAUUUUAAAAAGAGAGAUUUUGAAAACCUUACCCAAUUGGCAAAAUCACAGUUUAAUCAGGACUUAACGUUUGUUACAUUGCAACCUGAUGGCACAUGGAAAUCUGCAAUUUCCAAAUUCCUUACAGAUAUGGAGAAAUCGCAGCUAUGUCACAUAACAAAUAUUCAAAAAGGUGAUGUGCUGAUUCUUGCAGCAGGAGAUUGGACAAAGGCAAAUGCUGCAUUAGGGAAAUUGCGGCUGGAGUGUGCAGAUAUUUUGGAAUCUAGAGGUGUCACCCUCAGAGAUCCAGGCAUAUUCAAUUUCCUUUGGAUCAUCGAUUUUCCACUGUUUCUACCAAAAGAAGACAAUCCUGAAGAGUUUGAAUCGGCUCAUCACCCAUUUACUGCACCACAUCCAGAUGAUAUCCAUCUCAUCUACACAGAGCCUAACAAGGUGAGGAGUCAACAUUAUGACUUGGUGUUAAACGGCAAUGAAAUAGGAGGAGGCUCCAUUCGAAUACAUAAUAUGGAGUUGCAGAAAUACGUCCUUGAGACAAUACUAAAGGAAGACAGUGGGUUGUUAUCACAUCUACUUGAGGCACUAGAUUCCGGAGCACCACCCCAUGGCGGGAUUGCAUUGGGUUUGGACAGACUUUUAGCUCUUAUAGUUGGAGCAUCAAGUAUCAGGGAUGUCAUUGCUUUUCCAAAGUCCUUCAGAGGUCGUGAUCUUAUGUGUAAAGCACCAGACUAUGUUAGCCCUGAAGAGCUGAAUCCAUAUCAUAUUCAGGUCAACUGGCCAACAGAAGACAACGCUAAGUCAUGAUUUACUGUAGUGACUGGUAACACGUAAAAGCAAAUAUGCACAGGAACUCUAAUUGGAAUUUGGAUCAUAUUAGUUUGCACCGUUUCUAUGGCUUGGGACCAAUAAAAUCAUUGAAAACUUGUGGCAGGAGCAGCUCUCUGCUAUGGUGGUAUGUUUAGUGUGUCUAUUGAUCAGAUUUCAAUUUCUGAAUAAUGUUUCAAAUUUAUGGUCAUUUAAAGUUAAUUAAAUUACAGGAUCCUUCACUUAGAAAUGCCAUCCCAAAGAGUGUUGUAAUUUUAAAGAUCUGACAUAUGAACAUUUCCUGUGCUUAAGAAUAGCUAUUUUAUAUUGUGCUGCAUUGUGUUCCAAUUUGCGUACAAAUCAACUUGCAAACGGACUCGAGAACAGAUCUCGUUCACAACCGGGGACUGCCUGCAGUAGAAAAUGAUUUUUUUUUAAACUAAAAGGUCUUUGCCUUGUAAACAUACCAGACCUCUGAAGACUUAGCACAAUGUCCUAUGCAGGUCCAGAGGAUCGUGCUAAAUUAUUCUCUUUUUCACUUUAAUGCCUGAAUGUAGUUGAUCUGUUUUCAGUCAUAACGCUCCCUCUAUGAUCUGGCCAAAAUAUGUUUAGUAUGGGAAGCAUCAGACAAUUUUAUUUUUGUCUGUCUUCUUUCUUUUCUUUCAAACUCAUUGUAGCAGUAGUCCGAAAUUUAUAGUCCAACAGGUUUAUUUCUUCAUCUGACAAAGGAGAAGCGCUCUGAAAGUGUGUGAUUUUAAAUAAACCUGUUGGACUAUAAUCUGGUGUUGUGUGACUUCUGACUUUGUCCAACCCAGUCCAACACUAGCAUCUCCACAUCAUCGUUGCAAUAGUGUCCAUGUUUGUUCAAUUAUUUGAAUAAUAUGUAUUAAUUCCUGUUCAUUAAUUCUUGGAUCACAGUGACGUUAUUCAUGAUAUUGCCUUCUCCAUCUGGUACAGAAAGCCUCAACCACAUUUUUGUUACCUCCAACUAUGACUAUUCCAACACAAACCUAGUUGAUUCUCAGGCUAUAUAUUCUGUAUAAGCUCAGUCAUCCAAAUGUCUGCUACCCAGACCAUAUAACUUGCAUGAAGUUCUGUUCACCCAUUACCCAAGUGCUUUUUGGCCUAUAUUAUGUCUUGGUUAAACCACAUCUUUUAAAACUCUCAUUCUUAUUUUCAAAUCCCAUCAUGGCUUUGCCUCCAUCGUCUCUUGCACUCCUGUAAAUGUAACCUUUUUCAGCAUCCCCAAUUUUUAAUCUUUUCAGUCAUGAUCAUGUCUUCAGAUAUCAAGCGACUGUGCUCCUCUUGACUGAAAACAACAAAUGUUGGAGAUUACAGGAUGUCAGACAGCAUUCAUGGAGAGAUAGCACAUCAUCUAGACUUGAAACGUUUGCUUGCUCUCUUUCCAUGGAUGCUGUCUGACCUGCUGUGAUCGCCAGCAUUUGUUGUUUUCAGUACAGAUUGCAGCAUCUGAAGUAAUUUGCUCCGAGACUAUGCUCUUGGUUCCUUCCUGUACCUCAGCUUACCACUAUCGUUUCCUUUAAUGAUGUUUUGACCAUGCUUUUGUUGAUCUGUUUCAUGUUUCCUAUGGAUAUGAACUUUUUUUAAAAAAGGGCCAGUAUUCCCCAUUAGUUAACACUCCCAUAGUAGCUAGAUUUGAUCCAUAUAUUCUUUUGUUAUAAGAUUGUAUUGUGGCUUUUUUAGAA
This is a messenger RNA of Hemiscyllium ocellatum (epaulette shark), 3873 nucleotides long. RefSeq names its product aspartyl-tRNA synthetase 2, mitochondrial (gene dars2). Lineage: Eukaryota; Metazoa; Chordata; Chondrichthyes; Orectolobiformes; Hemiscylliidae. The transcript has 17 exons. The coding region runs from base 176 to 2167 and encodes 663 amino acids. Gene Ontology annotation, molecular function: nucleic acid binding; aspartate-tRNA ligase activity; ATP binding. Gene Ontology annotation, cellular component: mitochondrion; cytoplasm. Gene Ontology annotation, biological process: aspartyl-tRNA aminoacylation. The record is from RefSeq and is a predicted model, not a curated record.